Molecule: messenger RNA, 1509 nt
Organism: Cyclospora cayetanensis
Lineage: Eukaryota; Apicomplexa; Conoidasida; Eucoccidiorida; Eimeriidae
Exons: 11
Coding region: 1-1509 (502 amino acids)
Cellular component (GO): Swr1 complex
Molecular function (GO): nucleosome binding
Source: RefSeq, a predicted model, not a curated record
AUGCUGGAUACAUCUUGUCUGCGGGGGGCUUUGAGCAGAGCCGCUCCCCAGAUAGACCCCCAAACAAUCGUCAUUGAAGUUGGCACCAGCGAGGUGCGCGUCGGAUUUGCGGGUGCUCUGCAUGCGGCUUGCCGACUCCCUGCAUUCGUCUCCCGCAGUAUGCAUGCUGAAGGCCUUAAGACGCUGUUUGGAUGGGAGUCCUUUGACAGCCGUGACAGCAGUGGAGGCUUUGGCUAUUAUCCUGUGUUUGCUGCUCACCCUGCACACUGCACCAGUAGCGGAGGUUCCUUGGAUUUGCUCAUGCUGCUUCUCGAUGAAGCCUUUGACAGAGCGUUGAAGGCAAGACCACAUACCAGCAGCAACGAGGAUAACAGCAGCUCCUGUUGCAGCGAGCGCAACCUACUGCUGGUGCUGCCACUACCAGGGGAGCCUCAGCUCUUGGCUGUGCUUCUUCGCUGGGCUUUUGAGCAACGCAGAUUUCGGCAAGUCAAAGUGAUGACAACAGAGCGAAUGGCAGUGUAUUUCCAUCUGCCCCAUUUGCCAGAUCUCUGCUCGCAACAGGGAGCACUUGUUGUCGACGUAGGAGAGUGUGGACUGCGGGUUUGCCCUGUUGAAGGCGCCUCUUUAUCGCCAAUUUCAUACUGCCGUUCUGAAUCUCUGGGAGCAGCGCAGCUGCUCUCCGAGCUGCUGUUGCUGCACUUGAGGAAGCGGAAACCCUUGCCAUUCGCCAACACUGCUACUGCUGCUCCUGCUGCUGCUGCUUCAGCUGCUGCAGCAACCUGCUCGCCAGACGCUGCAGCAGCAGCUGCGGCAGGUGACCAGGGAACUGCGGGUGCUCGCAGCGAAAAAAGAGAGGUGCAGCACGCGAAGCAGCCACAACUUCUUCCACAGCAGACUGCAGCAGAAGCAGCAGCAGCAGCAGCAGCAGCAGGGCACACUGCCGGAUUUUCAUUUGGUGCAGGCUCCGGCAGAUGGGGUCCUCAAUCACUCGAUUGGAGAGACAUAACGCGCUACAAAGAGACGCAGUGCUAUGUUAGCCUAGAUCCUGCGCUGGACUUACACCUCCACAGAAAUCACAAACAACUUAGGCCCCUCUUCACGUGCAGCGACGGCUCUGUAGUGCAGCCUUGGUCUGAAACGUUUCUGAUCCCAGAGGUUUUAUUCUCGCCGCAGUUGCUGCUGGACUCGAACCUCACCGCCGUUGCACCCAGCAUGGAUCACAAGAGCAUCAGCGAAAUGAUCAUACAGUGCUUCAAGCGAUCCUCAGUGUGUGAGCGCGAAGGGUGGCUGAAGCGCAUCUGCCUCGUCGGUGGCACUGCCCAGCUUCCCAACUUCGCAGAAAGGGUAAACGUGCUGCCCUGCGAGGAUCGGCAGCUAGCGGCAUUCCAUGGAGCCUUGCUCUUUGGGCUUGUGGCUCGUCAAGAGCCAGAGGCUUGGCUAAGUCGAGGACUCUAUGAGAGAACAGAAAGCCUCGAGAAGAGGGCAAGGCAGAUGGCGCUUUACAGCUAG